Ipomoea triloba (trilobed morning glory) is the source of this 1950-nucleotide messenger RNA. Its product is annotated as probable N-acetyltransferase HLS1. Lineage: Eukaryota; Viridiplantae; Streptophyta; Magnoliopsida; Solanales; Convolvulaceae. Gene Ontology annotation, molecular function: acyltransferase activity, transferring groups other than amino-acyl groups. The record is from RefSeq and is a predicted model, not a curated record. The coding region runs from base 383 to 1612 and encodes 409 amino acids. The transcript is spliced from 3 exons.
GGGUAAUUAGAUUAGGAGGGUAUUAUAAAUAGCCUUAGAUCAUCAUACGUUUAAUGGCCGUCGAGUUCUGUUUCGCUUUAUUUCUUCCGGCGCUUAUAUGAAAUGAAAAGAGAGAAAAUCAUGGCAUGAGAUUUCUCAGUUCUCGAUAGGAUUUCCAGGCUUUUCUGUUCUUCUAUCUUCAACUACACGUUAAUUUCCCGUCAUUUCUUGAAAAAGCUGCGAUCUUUCUCUUCCCCUGCGCUAUAUAAACCCUUCACAGUCCCCGCUUUUAAUCACUCUCUCUGUUCUUCUCUGCUCUAACCCACCAUAUCUUCCAGAGUAUAUAUAUAUAUAUAUAUAUAUAUAUAUAUAUAUACUUGGCAGAUCAAAAUUUGGGGAGGAGAUGGUGGCGGCGGCGGCGGCGGUGGUGGUGAGAGAUUACGACCCUAAGAACGACUGUAGGGCGGUGGAGGAGGUUGAGAGAAUAUGCGAAGUGGGCCCCGGCGGCAAACUCUCCAUAUUCACUGACCUUUUGGGUGACCCAAUUUGCAGAGUUCGAAACUCCCCCGCUUAUCAAAUGCUUGUUGCCGAGGUUGUCGUGCAAAAAGACGGCGGCGAAUGGCGGGAGAUUGUCGGGAUGAUCAGAGGCUGCAUAAAGACUGUGACUUGCGGGAAGAAAGUGUCCAGAAAUGGAAAGGGCAAUCUCCCUCUCCCGGUUUACGCCAAAGUUGCUUAUAUCCUGGGCCUUCGCGUCUCUCCUUUUCACCGGAGAAUGGGAAUUGGGUUGAAACUGGUGACGAAAAUGGAGGAGUGGUUUAGAGAAAAUGGAGCCGAGUAUUCAUACAUGGCGACCGAGAAUGAUAACCAAGCUUCUAUUAAUCUGUUUACUCAUAAAUGCGGGUACUCGAAGUUUCGGAAACCGUCGAUCCUGGUUCAGCCCGUGUUCGCUCACCGAGUUGGGGUGUCGAGCCGAGUCACGAUCAUAAAGCUGAGUCCGGGCGACGCGGAGGUGUUGUACAGGCGGAGGUUCUCGACGACGGAGUUUUUUCCGCGGGAUAUCGAUUCCAUUCUGCGGAAUAGUCUGAGUUUGGGGACGUUUCUGGCGGUGCCGAAGGGGCGGUACACGGCGGAGACGUGGCGGGGGGCGGAGGAGUUCUUGGCCGAGCCGCCGGAGUCGUGGGCGGUGCUGAGCGUGUGGAACUCGAUGGAGCUGUUCAAGCUGGAGGUGCGGGGCGCGUCGCGGAAGCUCCGGGGGUUCGCCCGGACGACCCGGGUGUUGGACCGGGCUUUCCCGUGGCUGCAUUUGCCGUCGGUGCCGGAGGUUUUUAGACCGUUUGGGCUGCAUUUUUUGUAUGGGCUGGGCGGGGAAGGCCCAUUAUCGGUGAAAUUCAUCACGGCUCUAUGCGGCUUCGCUCAUAAUCUGGCUAAGGAGCGCGGCUGCGGCGUGGUGGCCACGGAGGUCUCCCCAGCCGACCCGCUCAGCCUGGGGAUCCCCCACUGGAAACGGCUAUCGUGCGCCGACGACUUGUGGUGCAUUAAACGGCUAGGGGAGGACUACAGUGACGGGGCUGUCGGUGAUUGGACUAAGUCACAACCUGGUCUCUCCAUUUUUGUUGAUCCCAGAGAAGUCUAAGUGGCCCAUCUCCUACAAGUAGAAGCCACAAUCUAAUUUAGAGGUUUAAUAUAAAAAAAAAAGUUCAAAGAAAAAAAAAAGCUUGUCUUUUUGUAGAUCAAUCAUCUCUUUUCUCUUCUUACCUUUUUCAUGUCUUAGUGUUAUUAUUAAAUUAACGUUGUUUAGUCACCUUCUUUCUAGCUUUUCUUUUCUUGGCCGGGGAAGAUUUUGUCUCAUGAAAAUAGAAGCUAAGGAAAAUCUCUUGCUCUUUUAGUCCUUUGCUUUUUAGGCCUUUGUAAAUGGGGUGGAAUAUCCCCUUUUCUUUCUUUAUUGUAAUUAAAUAGAUUUCUCCUUUUAUA